UGCUGAGGGAAGCAGAGGGCGCUUCCGGUGCUGAUGUGGCCGGAACCCAGAGAAGGAAGCAGCUGAGGAGGAGGAGAAGGCUCAAGAUGCUGAGCCGUUUGUCAGGCCUCGCAAACACCGUCCUCCACGAGCUCUCAGGGGACGGAGAAGAUGACGGUGCUUCUACUUUGCCCUCUGGCCCAGACUUGGAGCCAUCGCAGCAGAAUGGAGAGGAGGCUCCGGAGGACCUGCUGGAGCGGCUGGCCCACACGGAGAGGCUGGUGGUCCAGCUGAAGGACCUGGUCCGGGAGAAAGAGGCCCAGCUCCAGAAGAAGGAAGCCGUGCUCCAGGAAGAAAGGCAGGCUGCAGAUGCCAAGCUGCUGAAGCUGAAAUUGCAGGCCAAGGCGAAGCUGGCGUCUCUGAACAAGCGCAUUGAAGAGCUGACAGACAAGGGGGGAGCGUCGCUGGGAGAGCCUCCCCCUCCUGCCAAGGAUGAAAAUGACCAGAGGACACACAGCAAAACAGAAGAAGAGACGGAAGGACUACAGAGGCAGCUUCAGGAACGGGAUGAAUUGGUGGCGAAGCUCCAAGAACAGCUGGAGGCAGCGACAGGAAGCCUGGCAGAAGCACAGGCCCAGCUCAGCACUUUGGAAGAGGAAGUCCAGCGGAAGGACUCGCUCCUUGAGGAUCAGGCCCAUCGGCACCAAGCUGAAUUGCAGCGCCUUGCCGCCCAGUCAGCUCUGGAGGCAGAAAUGCAGCAGAAUCUCAGGCUCUUGCAACGGAAGUUGGAGGAGCAAGAGGCCGCUUUGAUGGGGCGAACCCAAGUGGUGGAGCUGCUGCAGCAGGAACUGGAUGCGGCUGAGGAGCAGAAACAGGUUCUUUUGGGGAAAUUCCAGGAGGCUGACGCCGAGCGGGAGUCCCUGAGGGGCGCCUUGGCUGUCCAGAGGCAGGAGUCCCAAGUCCUGGUGGAGCGGCUGGAGCUGGAGCUGGCCGAGAAGAAGAUGGACUCCCACCGGCUGCAGGAGAAGGCCCAGUGGCUCUCCCAGGAAGUGGCCCUUGCCGGAGCCGCCCAGCAGAGGCACGCGGAGGAGAUGGCAGAGAAGGCCCAGGAAGUGGCCCGACUCCAGAGCGCGGAGCAGCAUUGGCGCUCCAGCUACGAGACCCUCCGAGCCGAAAACGCCCGUCUGCAACAGGAGGGAGAGCAGCCGCAGGAGGGAUCCGCUGAGGAGUCUUCCGUCCUGCAAGGGGAAGCUCCUGAGAAGCCCAAGGAAUCUGACCAUUCACUGGCUGAAUCGGAAGCACUUCCAUCCCAAGAUACAGGGCAGGAUGCUUCAGUGAGUGAGCCACUUGUUAACCAGGAGGCAGCCAUCUUGCUAGCCGUGAAUGCCGGGCAGCCGGAAGAACAAGAGUACAAAACCACCGCAGAGGCCACAACAGAGACAGACGCUUCCAAGCGUGAUGUUUCAGAAACGAGGCCCGACUCGAUGGGAAGCCCAGCAGAGUCAAGCCAGGCCCAUCUGCUCAGCAGCCCUGAGGAUCCUCCGCUUGCCACCGAGAAUGGGCAGCCUGACGUCUUGGAAUACCUCACUGCAAAGAAGCAGAGGGACCUCUCAGUGCUGCUGGUGGAGCUCCAAGAGGCCCAAGAGGAAAUAGCCUUUCUCAAGGGGCAGCUCCAGGACCCCCAACAUCUGGACCCGGAUGGGGCUGCGGAGGCAGUGGGACGGUCUCAGGCUGAGGAAGAGGAGAAGGACAGAGGGGUUGAAGGGGUUGAAGGGGCUGCGGGGCCCACCCAGAGCGAUUCCAGUAGUAGUUCGCUGGUUACGGUAGACAUCCAGGAAGAUGGCCUCUGCACGGAAGGGAGGGAUGCAGCCCAGGAACUUACACCUGCCUCAGCUUUGCACAUUGAAAUAGUUGAGCUGCAGAGAAGGCAGCAGGAGGUAGAAGAACAGCACAAGAGGACAUUGGGAGAGAAACUGGAGGAGAUCCAGAGGCUGCAGGAGCAAUUGGAAGCAGAAGAGCAGCACAAGAGGGCCUUGGAAGAGAAAGAGGAGGAAAUCCGGAGGCUGAAGCAGCAGAUAGAGGACUCUGGAGGGGCUUUGCAAGGUCUUCACUCAGAGAAAGGCAAAAUGGAGGAGCAAAUGAAGCAACUGGAGGAUGACUUGGCCGAUUCGGAGAAGCGGAGGUUCUCCGACUAUGAGAGUGGGGUCUCCCGGCUGGGCCUGCUGACGGAGGAAAUCGAGACCCUGCAAAACGAGGCCAGCUCCAAAGAGGUGAAAAUUGCCGCUCUGCAGAAGGACCUGGACGAGGCCCAGCGCCUCCUCACAGAACAGGACCUGCUCAUGAAAAGCUUGAAGGACCAACUCGAGAGGCAGGAGCUAGAAAGGCAGGCGUUGGCAGGGCAGCUGCAGGAGAGGGAAAGGAAGGCAGAGGAGCUCUCCAAAAACCUUGCCUCAAAGGGACAGGAGGUCUCCAAGUUGGAGGGGCUCCUCUCUGAAAGCUCUGCAGAGGUUGAGCGUCUCCGGCAGGACGUGGUGGAGCGGGAGGAGCGCAUGGAGGAAGUCAGCCGUGGCAUGUCAGACCGGAUGGUCCAGUUGAAUGAGGAGAAGUUCAUGUUGGGGAAGGAGUUGAAGAGCUUGACGGAGAGACUGAGCUUGUACAUGCAAGAAAAGAUGACCAGAGACCAGGGCGUAGGGACGGAGGAAGAAGAGAAGGAGGAGAAAGAGAAGGAAGAAGAAGAGGAACCUCUUGAGCAACAUCCAGAGGAGCUCCCAUCUGCCAGCCAGGAGGUAGCAAAACUGAGGAAGGAGAAUAAGCUGGUGAAGAAAAAGCUCCAAGCUGCCCUCCUCAGCAGGAAGGAGCUGCUUGGUAAAGUCCGUCUACUGGAGAAGGAGCUGGAAGUCAAGAGGGAAGCACAAGCAGAGCCUGGGACCAAAUCCCCAGCAGUCCAGGAGAACAAAGAGCACAAGGAUCCCAAUGAGAACAGUGGAAAUGCAGAAGGAGAUGCACAUCCUUCAAGGCAAGUCAGGUCUGCCUCUGUCGGCCAGUUGACCCCCACAAAGGAGUCUGAGUUGCAAGACAUCCUGAAGGAGAAAGAGUCCGAAGUGAUGGGACUGCAAGCGGUGGUUGCAGAGCUGCAGCAGAGUUUGCGGGAGAAGGACCUCCUUGUUGUCACUCUGCGGGAUGAACUUGAGGGCCGCAGUUUGGCCUCCAAGGAGCAGACCCCUCUGGAUCCAGAGGGAGAUGGCACAGCUGACCUUCCGCUGCCUGAGGUUGGUGGCGCUACGGUCACUGCAGGACCACAGGAGGGUGAGCUGAGGGUCAGUCUAGAAGAGAAGAUCUGUGCUCUGGAACAGGAGAGAGAACAGUUGCAGAAGAAGCUCCAGGAGGUCCUGGCCUCCCGCAAGGACACCCUCAAGAAGGCCCAGGAGAAGGACCGUCACCACCGGGAGCAGAUAAAGCAGCACAAGGAUGACUACAGUCUCCUCCGGGAACAGUUUGAGCAGCAAGAAAAGGAGAAGGAGAACCUUCAGGAUCAGAUCCAGGCCCUGCGCAAGGCUCUGGAGGACUCAAUUCCUCCUCAAAGCGAACCAACAUCUGACGCUAUCCAAGAGUCUGGCUGGGAGGUUCCUGAAGUGCCUGAAAGGCACUGCUCAGCAGAUGAAGAUUCAGCCACAGAGCAGCUCAAGGCAGAGCUUGAGCAAUUCAGGGCUGAGAAAGGAGAGCUGGAGGCCCAUAUUCACCGCCUAGAAGGAGAGCUGGAGAGCAAGACGGAGGCAAUUCUGCAGCUCCAGGAAGAGGCCAAGCAGUUGCUUGCUGAGGUGGAAGUAGCAAAGGCAGACUGCCGUCGAGCAGAAGACACCGUGGAGCAUCUCCAACUGGAGCUGAAAGAGAGCCAGGCAGAGGCAGUUCAGCAGGAGAGGCUGAGGAUCCAACAGGAGCAAAAGGCCAUUGCCAGCGAGGAAGAAAUAGCGGCACUGAACUCCCAGCUUGCAGAGAAAGAGGAAUCUCUGUGUCAGCUCCAGUCAGAGCUGCAGGAAAAAGAGGGCACUAUCCAAGCCCUGCAAGGGCAGCUGGAGAGGCAGAGGGAAGAAUUCGCCCAACGGCUAAAAGUCGAAUCAGCCGAAGCGCAGCAAAAAGCGGCGGAAGAAGCUGCUGAGAGCCAGUCCAUUGCUCAGCUGCAACGGAAGCUACAGGCGGCUCUCAUUUCCAGAAAAGACAUCUUGAAGGAGAGCAAGUUGCUGAAGGAGGAGCUGAGCAGCACCAAGGCUGCUCUGGAAAGUGCCUCUCUCCGCUUGACAGGGGCAGAGGGCCAGGUCGCCGAGCUGGCAAAGGAGAAGAAGGCACUUCUGGAGAAGCUGUCAGCCCUUGGAGAAGAGCGGGAGAAACUCAUAGUGGAGGUGGACAAGGCCUUGGUGGAGAACCAGAACCUCUCUGGGUCCUGUGAGAGCCUGAAGCUGGCCCUGGAGGGGUUGACCCAGGAGAAGACGCGGCUGGAAGAAACAGUGGACUCUCAACAGCGCUCUCUCAACAGUGAGCUGUCCGAAUGGCAGGAGAAACACCGAGAGCUUCAGAAGGAGUACGAGACCCUCCUGCAAUCUUACGAAAACAUCAGUGAUGAGGCUGAGAGGAUCCGGCGGGUGGUGGAGAGUGUCCGUCAGGAGAAGCAGGAGAUUUUCAUCAAACUGAAGGCUGCAGAGGCAGAGAAGAAGGAGGUGGAAGAGCGCCUCCAGGGGACCGAGCAGGAAGUGGAAGGGAUGAGGGAGAAGAUGAGGAAGUUCGCAAAGUCUAAGCAGCAAAAGAUCCUGGAGCUGGAAGAGGAGAACGAGCGCUUGAGGGCAGAGGCCCAUCCCAUGGAAGGUGACCAAGGAAAGGCAGAAGAAGCAAGUACUUUGAUCAGGAAAGAGCUGGAGAACUCCAAGCAGACCUGCGAGUCCCUCUCUGUUCAGCUGAAAAUGUUGACGGCUGAGAAAGAUGCUCUGGAGCAGCAGGUCCAAGACUUGAAGUCCUUGCAAAGUGAGGCGAAGGCAGUGAGAAAGUCCAGCAGAGGAGAGGAGCCAUUGACAGCCAGUGAGGGAGUCAGUUCUACCAUGAUGAUGGUAGCACCUUCAGAGGCAACUUCAUCACCUCCAGAGUCCAGCACUGUGAGCCUUGAGACUAAGCAAGAAGCCAGUCCACCGAGCGAUGAGAUCAACAAGGCCAUACAACGGAUUGCACAGCUUGAGGAGCAGGUUGCAGAACUAGAGGAGAAGAGGAAGACAGGGGCUGAGGAGCUGAGCAACGUCCUGUGUGAUUUGGAGGCCUUAGGAGAAGAGAAAAAGAACCUGGAGGACUCUCUGGCCACAAAAAGCCAGGAGCUGGAAGUUCUGCAGGAGAAGGUGGGCCAGGUGGAACAAGCCAGCCAGGAAAUGGAGGAGCGGCUUGAUGCAGCUUUGAAGCUGAAAGAAGCUCUGGGAGCCGAGAAGGACGACCUAGAGGAGCGGCUGAUGAACCAACUGGCAGAGCUGAAUGGGAGCAUCGGGAACUACCAGCAAGAUGUGGUGGACUUGCAGAACAAGAACCAGCUGCUGGAGAGCGAAAUGGAGGGCCUUCGAGGCGACCUGAUCCGGUUGGAGGAGGAGAAGAGGCACCUGCUCAGGGAGAAAACCCAGGUGGAAUCAGACCGGAGGGAGAAUGCGGAGAAGCUGAAGAGCGCCUGGAAGGGCAACAGCGGCCGGACUCAGGUGAAGGAGCUCCAGGAGCUGCUGAAGGAGAAGCAGGAGGAGGUGAGGAAACUCCAGAGGGACUGCAUCAAGAGCCAGGAGAAAAUCAGCAGCUUGGAGAGGACUGUCAAAGCUCUGGAGUUUGUACAGAGCGAGUCCCGGAAGGAGCUGGAAGCCAGUGGGAAAAGCUUGGCCCAGGCGAGAGAGGAGACUCGUGCGGCUCAGGCCGAACUGGCCUCCUGUAGAGUCCUGUUGGAUGACACCCAGAGUGAGGCCGCCCGUCUCCUGGCCGAAAGCCUCGGGGUGAAAGAGGAGCUGCGGACAAGCAAGGCGGAGGCCAAAGUGCAGUUGAAGCAGAAGGAGACAGAGCUGGAGAGGCAGCUGGAGCAGGAGAAGGGCAAGCAUGCCAAGGAGAUGAGCAACAUGGAGGAGCGGCUGGAGGCCCUGAGAAGGGAUCAGGAGCGUUCAGAAGGGGAGACGCAGGCCCUCCGGGACACUCUGCGCCGGAAGGACCUGGACGCCCAGCAACUCCAAGGCAGCCUGAACCACACGCUGGCCCAACUGGCUGCCUUCACCCGCAGCAUGUCCUCCCUACAGGACGAUCGGGACCGGGUCAUCGACAAGUCCCGGCAGUGGGAGAAGAAGUUCAGCGAGGCCAUUGAGAAGAAGGAGCAAGAGCUGCGUGUCAAGGAGGAGGCUUGUGCGAACUUGGAGGAACAGGUGAAGAGAACAGGUGCCCAGGUGGAAGACCUGCAGAGACACCUGGCCAGUUUGGAGGACAGCAAAUUGGCCCAAGAGUCCAGUGCCCAGGAGGAGCGCCAGCGUCACCACAAAGAGGCCGAGUCACUCCUGGAGGAGAAAGGGCGGCUUGCGUCCCAGCUUGAGGAGUCUCAGAAACUGCUGAGCAACUCCCAAAGCCAGGUCCAGAAGCAAGAGCAAGAGCUUCGGGUUCUGAGUGAGCAGCUUUCCUGUCUGCAGGAUUCUCUGGCAAAGUUGAAGGAAGACCAGGAAGAAAUGGUGAGGACAAUCAAAAGCCAUGAGGCCAGUCUCCAAGAGAGCCGGUUUAGACAGGAGCAACUGGAGGCAGACCUAAAAGCUUCCAAAGACCUGACAGAGAGGCUCCAGGAAGAAAUGAGUGGCAAGGACCAGAAAAUCGUCAGCCUCUUGUCCGCCAAAGACGAGGCAGUUUCUGCAGCUGUGUCAGAAUGGCAGCAACGGCAUGCGGAGGAGCUGAAGGAGUUGGAAGAUCGCAUGGACAGAGCAGGAGAAGAGAAGUUGGCCUUAGAAAUGGAGCAGAGGAAAGUUCUGGAGAAAGUGGAUCUCCUCACUGGGAAGCUGAAGGACGCCCGGGAGGAGAGCCGGCAGCACAAGACCCAGCUGGACUCCUUCACCCGCUCCAUGUCCUCUCUGCAGGACGACCGCGACCGCAUCCUGGCAGACUACCGUCAGUUAGAGCAACGGCACCUGGCUGCCAUCUUGGAGAAAGACCAGCUGAUCCAGGAGGCGGCCACCGAGAACAAUACUUUGAAGGAGGAACUCCGGAGCCUCCACGGCCAGAUGGACGACCUAAAUGCGGAGAACGCCAAGCUGGGGGCCGAGCUGGUCCGCUACCGCCAGGACCUGAACCAGGUCAUCUCCAUCAAGGACUGCCAGCAGAAGCAGCUACUCAACACCCAGCUGGAGCGCAUCCAGGCACUGGAGAAGGAGAAAGAAGGUUUGGAGGGGCAGUUGAGGGACUCCGAGCACGUUUCGUCUGAACUUCGCUCAUCCCUGGAGGCCCUGCGGCAGGAGAAGGAAGACCUGGCAGCCUCUCUGUCCCAGCUGCAAAGUGAGAUGGCAGCUUUGCAUGAAGGUGGACCCAUGUUGGAGCUGCAGGUGCAGCUCCAGAGCAAAGAGGAGGAAGCACAGGAGCUGAGUGAGCAGCUCUCACUUGCACAGCAACAAGUGGCGGAGCUGAAGGAGGAGCUGCAAAAGGCAGAGGACAAGAUGAAGAAGGAACUGAAGAGUCUCCACCAUGAUGCUGGUCUCAUGAGGAAUGAGACUGAAACGGCUGAAGAGCGGGUGGCGGAGCUGGCCAAGGACCUCCUCGAAAUGGAGCAGAGGUUGCUUGCUGUCACGGAGGAGAACCAGGACUUAAAGGCCCAAUUGGAGUCCUUCAAGAAGGCCAUGAGCUCCCUCCAGGACAGUUGGGACCAGGCAAAUGAGGAGUUGCGGGCCAUGGAGAAGAAGAACUCAAUGGAACUGGAAGAGCAGCGGCUGCUGGUCCAGAGGCUCCAGGAGGAGAAGGCCCACUUUCAAGAGGAAGCAGGAAACCUGGCAAAGCACCGGGACCAGAUGGCGUCCAAUCUGGAAGCACUCAGAGAAUCGGCUGAGGAAAAGGGCCUUCUGACCCGGCUGGAGAAGCUUGACCAGCAGCUGCAAGCCAAAGACAGGGAGCUCCUCCGCCUGGCCUCAGAGUUGGAGGGGGCCUCUGCCCAAGUGACCUCCUUCUCCAAGGCCAUGGCCAGCCUUCAGGGGGAGAGGGACCGGCUGCUGAGUGAGCUGGACCGGGCCCGGAAAGCGGAGGAGGUCAAGUUGCAGUCAGACGCUGGAGUUUCCGCCAGUCUUGCCGAAGCAUCCAGCCUCAAGAAGGCCUUGUCUUCCCUGCAGAAUGACCGAGACCGGCUGCUGGUGGAGUUAAAGAACCUGCAGCAGCAGUACAUCCAGGUCGGGGUGGACACGGCCGAGAUGGAGCGCCUCAAAGCCCAGCUGGAGGCCCAGAGGCAAGAGGCGGAGGAGCGGAAGGAGCAAGGAGCUUCUUUGCAAUACGAGCUCCAGCAGCUCAGGGAGGAGAAAGCAGCCUGGGAACUGGAGGCCGCGUCGCUCAGAGAACAGCCUCAGAGGCUCCUGGCGAGAGAUGUGCAGGAGACAGCGAUGGUCGGCGGCCGCAUCGUGGAAGAACAGCACCAAAGACAGGCUGCAGCAGAGGUCGCUGGAUCCAGGCAGACUCCUGCAAGAGAUGGAUCUGAUCUAGAUGACCUCCAGGCCCAACUGAAAGGAAGCCUGAAAGAGCUGCACCAGAAGGAACUGCGCAUCCAGCAGCUCAACAACAAGCUUUCUCAGGUCUUUGAGGAGAAGAACUCUCUGGCGCUGCAGCUCCGAGGGAGCAGCCACAGCCUGCGCGAAAGCCAGCAGCGCUGCAGCGAAGCCCUUUCCCGGUGCGAGGCGUUCGAGAAGCAGUUGCAGGAGGUGCGGAUUCCGUCGAGGACACGGGAGCUCCACUUAAUUGACGCUGCCCCUGGAGCCCCCCAGGAAAGGAGUGAGCCCCCCAGAGAGAGCUACACCCCGGAGCUGCAAGAGCUGCAGGCCAAGCUCUCGGAGGCUAAGCAGGAGCAAAGCAGCGCCAAGCAGGGCCUGCUUCAGCUCGAGGAGCUUUUGCAAGAGGAGCAGGACCGGCGCCUGGCGGCCGAGGAGGCCUUUGCCGCCGCGCAGGAUCACAUCCGCAGGUUGGAGUCGGCUGAGUGGGCGCACUCUCUGGACACCAGCAUCGACAUCCCCCUCGGUCCGGAGCAGGCGCUGCUGACUGGUCCUCCGGAUGGCUCCUUCAGCAAGACCCGAGGUGGGGGUGCCGGACUACGCCGUGUGCUUCGCGGGCUCUUCUGCUCCCGGCGGCGCCUCCCGCUCCUGGCCGGGGCCUACCUCCUCACCCUCCACCUGCUGCUCCUCCUCUGCUUCACGGGCCACUUGUGAGAAGGAGAGGCCUCUCCACCGGCGCGACAGCAAAGCCCCGUCCAUCCAGCGGGUCCUGCUUGGCUGCGGACGAACAAGGAGGAAGCCCUUGCACGCAGCGGCCAUCCUUGGCGAAAUGCUUGACCCCAAGACACGGUCAGCAUUGAGGAGAGCGUUCCCUCUACCACCGCCACCUUGGUUUCGUUUCCCACAAAAGCGUUGGUGUUUUCACGGUUUGAACAAACCAAUCAGGGUGAAAUGUUUCUUCACGGUGUUUAAGUUAAUUUUGGGAGGGGUUUAUUUUCCUCCUCUAAAUGUCGUUCCAUGGGCAAAGAAGGCCUUGCGUUCUGCAGCGUGCUGGCAUGCUGAAGGCCUCGUCAGCACUCGUUUUUCACCCGUUUUGGGAAAAGGAGAGCAAGUCUGCUCCAAUUCGAAGUUGCAGCAAACCUCAAGAUCUUGCACUUGUGUCGGUUGAGCCAUGCAGUCUGGGUAAACUGCAUGGGAAAGGGCUUGACCUCUAUGAGAAGGGUAACUUGCCUUCCAAAGCGCCUAUUUCUUGCACUGUGCAGACAGGAAGGAAACAGAAUGGGGCCAGAGUCUCCCCAAAAUGCAACAGAGGUCUAAAUGUCCCAGAAAGGGAACGCAACAGGCACUUCUUCUGGGCACUGCUGCUUUGCAAAAUCCCAUGUGGCCAUUGCGGCUUCUGGGAGCAAAGUGCAAGAAUAAAAUAAAUGUUUCCAAGUUCUGCAAAGGGAUAAAGGGUUGUGGGGGUGUUCUGCAGUUUGUUUGCAUUUGGAGGGAGUUCUUUCCUGGCUGCAGAAGUUGGUGGACAGCUGCAGUAAGAGAGAGGAAUCUUCUUUGCUUCCUUCCACCCCUCUGGUUUUUGGGAUUUCCAGUUUAAGGUUCACCUCCUGCAUCCUGGGCAGUGGGUUUCCACGUCCCAAUCCUCCGAGACCCUCUCCCUGUGCAAUAAAGAUGAUUAUUUUUCCGAA
Anolis sagrei ordinatus is the source of this 10378-nucleotide messenger RNA. It is a transcript of the gene GOLGB1, whose product is annotated as golgin B1. The record is from RefSeq and is a predicted model, not a curated record. Lineage: Eukaryota; Metazoa; Chordata; Lepidosauria; Squamata; Anolidae. Gene Ontology annotation, cellular component: cis-Golgi network; Golgi apparatus; endoplasmic reticulum-Golgi intermediate compartment.